This is a messenger RNA of Coniophora puteana RWD-64-598 SS2, 357 nucleotides long. RefSeq lists its product as uncharacterized. The record is from RefSeq and is a predicted model, not a curated record. NCBI's taxonomy places the organism in Eukaryota, Fungi, Basidiomycota, Agaricomycetes, Boletales, Coniophoraceae. The coding region runs from base 1 to 357 and encodes 118 amino acids. The transcript has a single exon.
AUGGACCUCGAAAAACUGAGCCAGGCUGGCGCUGCGACGCAGUUGAGGCUGCCUAGGUCAGGAUAUGCAGGCAGCCGGCGCCGACAACGUCAUGCCAGCGGACGGGCCAUUUCGGCGACAACGUCGUGCCAGCGGACGGGCCAUUUCAGCGACAACGUCGUGCCAGCGGAUGUCCGCGGACGGCACGACAACACCGUGUCCGCGGACGGCCGGCGCGCCGAUGACACACAGGAUGUCAAUGUGUGGGCGGCGCGCCGACGCCGUGUUCAGGAGGACAGCGAACGGUGUGGCGCAUCGUGUCCGCGGACGGCGCCAACAACAAAAAUAGACUGCAAUCAGCAUAGUGAAACAGACUAG